Spirodela intermedia is the source of this 4585-nucleotide messenger RNA. Lineage: Eukaryota; Viridiplantae; Streptophyta; Magnoliopsida; Alismatales; Araceae. The record is from the annotation of a GenBank genome assembly.
AUGGCGGGAGGGAGUUCUGGGAGGAAGAUGGAUCAGACGCCCUCCUGGGCGGUGGCAACAGUCUGUGCGGUGAUCGUUAUCAUCUCGCUGCUGUGGGAGAAGGUGCUCCAUCGCAUUGGGAAGGUGAGUUUCUCCACAUUCAGAUCCUGCUGAAUGAAUGAAUGGUUAGAGCUGGGUUUCAGGAGUUUGAUACGCUUUUAGCGAUUGAAGUAUUCUUUUCUUUUUCUUUCGGGGAAUUCCUGAUUAGUUUGGUUCAUUUAAAUUUCAGUGGUUCUCUGAUAGACACAAGAAGGCGAUGGUUGAAGCUCUGGAGAAGAUCAAAGACGGUAAGAGCCACAUGUAUCAUCUCUAUCUCAUUAUCUCAUCUAACCAUCAGCAUGGGAUCUCUGGAUUUCCUUCGAAAGAUUCACUUCCUCGUUUCUCUGGUGGAUUUCAAUGGUUUCCCUUUUAUGUUCUUCCUUGUUUGGAACAACCCCACAUCAGAGGAAGUUAAUUAAAAAAAGAAAGAAAACCCUGAAGUUACAUAGGGAUGAUGGGUCACAACAAGCAGUAGAUUGGCCUCAAGUUACUCUUUUUUCUUGUUUUUGAGACUUGUGAUGAUUGAUCCAGGGACCCUGACUCUGCAUCAAGAAUGACCCGAGAUUGAAGGAAUGGAAUGGAAUGGAACAAAGAAAUAGAAGUGAAAUGAAUAAAUAUGGAAUAAAUGAAGGGAACAUGUGACUCAUGAAGCUUUCUCCUCUUGCAGAGCUGAUGAUUCUCGGGUUCAUCUCCUUGUUGCUGACGUUUGGAGGGGACCAUGCAGAUAAAAUCUGCAUACCAUUAAGUGCUGGGAACACAAUGCUGCCCUGCCCCCUCAAGGAAGACAAGGCAAACGAGAAAGGAGGCCGAAGGCUCCUGUGGGAACUCGCGGAGGACAUGGAGUCCAAGAGGAGGAUGUUGGCUGGGGCAAGUGACUCUGCAUGUUCAGAGGUAUGUGGGACCACUUUCUUUGGGAGGGUAUUUCAUGAUUUAAUGGGGAGUUAGUUCCUCGCAUGAUAGUCAACUCAAGAGGCAGCUGAUCUAAUUUAGUCCACGGUCACCUCCAUAGAUGCUUCCACUGCUCUCCUCAAAAAAUAUAUAUUUCAAUUUUUUUGUUUGUUGAGAUUAUGGGUAGUUGGGAGGAGGGGAAUUGACGGGCAGUGGCUCCCAGUCAGGUUAAGCAUCCAAAAAUGGGUUUUUUCUUUUUCUGAUUUCAAACCACCCUGAAAAUUCAGCAAAGGACGAGGAAGCCUGUCCCCUUACCCAGCUUCCUGGGCAGCUUGCAUUUCUCCAGUUGGUCGUCCCAAGAAGAUCAGUAAAGCCACGGACUAACUGUUUCACCAAUAAACCAAAAGUACCCUCCCUCUCCUCUCUCUCUGCCCAUCAAAGUGGGCGGGGUGAGGGCUUGUUUGAUCUUCUUCUCCCCAAGUUUAGAUGAGGCGCAUGUCCCAGGGUUUAUUGAUUCACUACUUUCUUCAACAGGGUAAGGUGGCCUUUAUGUCUGGAUACGCCAUCCACCAGCUGCACAUCUUCAUAUUCUUUCUGGCGAUCUUCCAUUUGCUCUACACCGCCGCGACCAUGGCUCUUGGGAGGGCAAAGGUCAGAUACUCUCAGCUGCCCCGCCAUAAAAUAUUUCCAGGAAUCUACAGUUUCCACGCCCAGAAACAAUGCUAAAUAUUCUCAUGUUUUUUUUUGUAGAUUCGCGGGUGGAAGGAGUGGGAAAAGGAGACCUCAUCGCUCGACUAUGAAUUCUCAAAUGGUAGGCUCCUGGAAUUUGGCGAAGUCCUGAUUGCCCUGUUUUACUAUCUCAUUGAUGGAACAAUGGCCCGGUCAUCCUGCAGACCCUUCAAGAUUUAGAUUUGCCCGUCAGACGUCCUUUGUGAGGCAGCACAGUAGCUUCUGGAACCGGAUUCCUUUCUUGCUCUACAUUGUGAGGAUCUCUUGUUCUUCUUUCCUUAAUGAACUUAGUGUGCUGGUUUUUUCAAUGGUGGAGAAGAGCUGCCUAAGCCUGUUUAGUUCCAUACUCUGGAUGCCAAAGGGCUGGCCCGGCCUAAUACCUAGCAUCAUUUAUAUGACCCGAACCUGGCCCGGGUCAGAGACAAAUCUCCAGGUUAAUGGGUUCUGGGGUUAGGCCCCGGCUGCCGAGGCCAGGUCUGGGCUUUCCAGGUCCCUUGAUUCCAAGCACGAGACUUCUGCAGUGAAAGGAUUUAGUCCAGCAAGAUCAAAUCUUCUACCUGUUCCUCAUGCUUUGUUUCUGGAGGGAUCAAUGUUGAUGUGUUCUGUUCUGUGACGGCUGUCUCAUUUGCAUCCCUCUUCAGGUGAGCUUCUUCCGACAGUUCUUUUGGUCUGUUCGCAAGGCGGAUUACCUCGCCAUGCGCCACAGCUUCAUCUCCGUGAGUUCCUUCAACAGUGUGAUCAAUAAACAGCUUCAUGUUUUUUACCCCCCCGCCCCCUUGUGACUGGUUCUUGCCUCACUGCCCUUGCAGACCCACUUGGCCCCGGGCACCAAGUUUCACUUUCAGAAGUACAUCAAGAGGUCUCUGGAGGACGAUUUCAUAGUGAUUGUCAGCAUAAGGUAAAUGAUAGCCAUGCUACCUUCCUCCUCUACGAACGUUGACGACCAGAGCCCAGUUUCCUUAAAUCUUAAUGAGAAAUGGAUGGUAUUUACUGCGCCUCCCUAGAGCAAGAAAGUCUUCUGAUCAGGGCUGCCGAUGGGGCUAAUAAUUUCAUAUAACUGAUACUACUCUGUAUACAAUCUUCCCAAUCCUGUACAUAUGCUGUAACGUUACUUCGUCAUCUCUGUUUCAUCGUAGCUUUUACUUCAUUUUCUCCUCACUGCUGUUCUACUCUGCCCAUCUCAUUCUAACCUGUUCUUUUCACAUCCAUGCAGUCCAAUCCUGUGGGCUUCUGUCGUGGUCUUCCUGCUCGUAAACGUCCAUGGUGAGUUACCACCAAGAAAGAUUCUAACUACGGCAAUCCUUCCUUGUGUUCCGGUGAAAUUAUCAUCGCCGGCCUGACUGAGCUUUUCCCUCCCUUUCAGGACGGCAUACCCUGUUCUGGAUGUCUCUGGUCCCACUAGUGGUAGGAGAUCUCUGGGACUGUAAUUCUCUCUGCUCAUCUGUCCUUCCAACUGUUGGGGUCCAAGCUAAUCUGAUUUUUGUGUGACUUUGCGCAGAUAAUCUUGGCAGUUGGGACAAAGCUCCAGGCUAUCAUCACGCGGAUGGCCCUCGAGAUCAAAGAGAGACACGCGGUGGUUCAGGGGAUUCCUGUGGUCAGCUCUCCGAUCGCCACUUCUGGUUCGGCAAACCUGGUCUUGUCCUAUUUCUCAUCCAUUUCACGCUUUUUCAGGUAAUCAUAGGCUCCUCCUCCCUUUGUUGUGAUCUAAAAUAUUGAACAAUGUCGAACACCACAGGAUAGAAAUUAUAUCACUAUUUAAAGGAAAUAAUCGGCCACUUUCCCACCAUUAUGAUGACCAUGAACUUGUCUGAUAAUCUGAUACCAUUGAUCUUUCUUGCAGAAUGGAUUCCAUUUGAUCUACUUUUUGUGGAUAUGGGUAAGAAUACAUUUUCCUUUAUCCCGGCACUUUGGUAUUAUUCUGAGUUAUCCGCAUCCUAUUUUCGUGGAUCUGAUGUUGCCAUUCAUCUUCUUCGGACCUGCAGUAUACGUUUGGGCUGAAUUCAUGCUUCCAUGAAAGCUUCGGGUUCGUCAUAGCAAGAGUUGUUAUCGGGUAAGGGAUACUUGAUGAUGGCACUCCAUCUUCUUCUCAAUGUCACUAAAGAAACAUUCAAAGCACUGAGGAAACACAUAAGCUUGAGAUUUACGAGGCAUCGGAUUUCUCUGGUGUCUCACCCUUAAUUGAGAAGAGAAUAAUACACAAACAAAAAAAUUAGAUCUAUUACUGCUAGCAUACACGCCUGCAUGGUGACACAUUCUCAUCAUGGUCACCGGGGUUCUCUCCAGGGUAUCAGUCCAAAUUCUGUGCAGCUACGUCACACUUCCACUCUAUGCUCUCGUCUCUCAGGUAUCCUCCUACACUGACUGCUCCUUGUUGUCCGCUGUUAGAGAAGGGAAGGGAAAUAGUCUUCUGCAUUAGGAGAUUCUGCAAGGAAAACUAGGCAUGAACGGGGGGAUGACCAGCGUGUUUCCAUCUCAGAUGGGAUCGCGAAUGAAGAGAUCCGUCUUCGAUGAGCAGACCGCCAAGGCCAUCGUAAACUGGCAGAACCUGGCAAAGAAGAGGCGUGGAGGCGGCAAGUCGUCGACUCACUCCCCUUUCCGGACUCCCACAGAGAGCCGCAAGGGGAGCCCUAGCGCCUCCCCUGCAAGGCCGCUGCAGAGAUUCAUGACCACUGGCCACGCGACGGCCAUGACCACCCUUCCUCGGCAGUACUACUCUGACAAUGAGCUCACGGACAAUGAGCCCGAGGCCCCGCUCUUCUCGCCCCAUCACACGGACUCCGCUGCGCCGGCGGAGCAGCGCCUGGAGGUGACCGAAGACCGGCGAAACCCCAUCGAUGACUUCUCGCUCAAGAAGGCCGCCGCCUCCUCCGGACAAUCACCACCGGUCUGA